Nematocida ausubeli is the source of this 1314-nucleotide messenger RNA. RefSeq names its product S-adenosyl-L-homocysteine hydrolase. Gene Ontology annotation, cellular component: cytosol. Gene Ontology annotation, molecular function: adenosylhomocysteinase activity. NCBI's taxonomy places the organism in Eukaryota, Fungi, Microsporidia. Gene Ontology annotation, biological process: L-methionine cycle. The coding region runs from base 1 to 1314 and encodes 437 amino acids. The transcript has a single exon. The record is from RefSeq and is a predicted model, not a curated record.
AUGAAUAAAGAAACAUUCCCGCCAUACAAAGUGCAAUCAAUUGAGCUCGCUGAGAUAGGAGAGGAGGCAAUUCUGUUUGCAAAGAAUGAAAUGCCUGGAAUUAGGUAUCUGUCUGAGAAGUACAGAGAGACAAAGCCUCUAACAGGCGCCAGAAUAUCCGGAUGUCUUCACAUGACCGUCCAGGCAGCAGCCAUGAUUGAGCUCCUUGUGGAAAUGGGGGCUGAGGUAGCUUGGUGCUCAUCAAAUGUUCUGAGCACAGAAAACAAAGCCGCAGCUGCUCUUGCAAGCAGAGGGCUAAGCAUAUAUGCAUGGAAGGGCGAAACAGACGAGGAGUACAAGUGGUGCAUUAGAGCUGUUUUAUCCAAAUGGGAAAACGGCCCAAACUUGAUAAUCGAUGACGGAGGAGACCUUACAAACCUUCUUCACACGGAGUACACUCAUUUAAUACCAGGCAUCAUAGGGCAGACAGAACAAACCACCACAGGAACGCACAUUCUGCAAAAAAUGCACGAAAGCGGAAUCCUUAGAAUCCCAGCAAUCUGCAUCAACGAAAGCGUGAUGAAGAGCAAGUUUGAUAACAUCUAUGGAUGCAGGGAGUCUUUGACAGACGGAAUAAAGAGGGCAACCGACGCCAUGAUUGCAGGAAAGAGAGUGCACGUGUGCGGAUUUGGAGAUGUUGGAAAGGGGUGCGCGCAGGCAAUGGCCAAAAUGGGCGCAGUUGUGACAAUUUCUGAGAUUGACCCAAUAUGUGCCAUGCAGGCUGUGAUGGAGGGAUACCAAAUAAGAAGAGUUGACCAGGUCGCCCCAGAGGUAGACAUAUGGGUAACAGCAACUGGAAACAGAGACAUCAUCACAUCAGAGGACAUUCUUCGCAUGAAGAACAUGGCAGUUCUUUCCAACAUAGGACACUUCAAUGUAGAGAUCGAUGCAGACUGGAUCUACAAGAACGCAGUGAAGAGAGUGCCUAUGGGAAACAAUGCAGAGAGGAUUGUCCUGCCAAACAACAAGUCAGUUAUUCUGCUGGCGGAAGGAAGGCUUGUUAAUCUGGGAUGCGCAACAGGACACUCCAGCUUUGUGAUGAGCACAAGCUUCUGCUGCCAGACGCUUGCAGCCAUGCGGCUUUGGAGGGACUUCAAAGCAGGAAGUGAGAACAGAGGGGCAGUUCUAUUCUUAACAAGAGAAGAAGACGAGGAGAUAGCAAGAAUGCACCUUGAAGGGCAGGGACACUCUCUAACCAAGCUGUCGCAAACACAGGCAGACUACCUCAACAUUCCAGUGGCAGGCCCAUACAAGAGUGCAAGCUAUAAAUACUAG